Molecule: messenger RNA, 21632 nt
Organism: Acanthopagrus latus (yellowfin seabream)
Lineage: Eukaryota; Metazoa; Chordata; Actinopteri; Spariformes; Sparidae
Gene: ahnak
Product: AHNAK nucleoprotein
Exons: 6
Coding region: 414-20681 (6755 amino acids)
Biological process (GO): regulation of RNA splicing
Cellular component (GO): costamere; nucleus; cytoplasm
Molecular function (GO): protein binding
Source: RefSeq, a predicted model, not a curated record
CCACUCUGCUCAGCCCAGAGGAGCAGCCACACAGAAAAAAAGAAGUUUAAAUCAACUCUGAGAAGAGGAGGGAGGGAGAGAGAGAGUGAGAGAAAGAGAGAGAGAGAGAGAGAGGGGCGAGAAAACGCCCUGGAAACUUGGUUGAACGAGAAAAAGGAAAAAGAGUGACAGAGUCCUGCCAGACUUGCAAAGUUGUGAGUGGAAGAAGUGCUUUUCUUGGGCUGGGGAGACGGGGCGAGGGCAAGUUUUCAAGGAUGCUCAGGCUGGUGUGAGGCUUCGUGGGCGCACGGACUGCGCACAGAAGUCAAGAACCACAUCAUCUGAAGCCCUUGGCCUUGCUUGAGCAAUCCAAGGAAAACCAAGAUAGAGUUUCCAUCACACCAGGGCUUUAACAGAGGACAGCGAAAAACAAGAUGGCUGAAGAGGAGGAAACCAGGGAGGUGCUCUUUCAAGACUGGGAGGGUCCAGACAAAACUGGCCUGACCAUUGAGCAGACAACUGCAGGGGAGAUCUUUGUUAAGGAGGUGAAAGGAGAGUCACCUGCAGCACGGUCUGGAAAAGUAUACGAAGGUGACCAGAUAGUAGGCGCCACUGUCUACUUUGACAACAUGACCUCAGAAGAGACAGCUGAGCUGCUGAAGACAUUGAACCGUCACAAGGUUGGACUGAAACUACAAAACAAAUCCCCUUGCUGCUCACCCCUGAGCACACCAUGUCGUUCACCAAUAGGGACCCUGACAUGGGAAGGAAAGACCCGGUUUGGAGGUUCCAGUCCAGACAUUAUCCUUAGUGGAGAUGAUGAAGACUACAAGAGAAUAUACACAAAAAAGAUUAAACCAAGGCUGAAGUCUGAAGACCUUGCAGAGGGAGUAGAUGUUCGCACAGAGCGGCAUAGCAGCACAAGCAGCGACGGCAGCACGAUUACGACCAUCACCCGCCGCAUCACUACUUACACUGUGGAUAUGCCAGGUGGCAUAAGUGAGCAACUUGAACUUUCAAGCCCAGAAUUCAAGGGGCUAAGGCACGAAUCUGGAGAUGGCUCUUCUCAUAUCAGAAUCUCACAUGGCAGCCCAACAGGUAAAGUGGGAGCAGAAGAGGGAGUUUUUGAGGCAAGCAAUGUCUCUUACACUGGGCCACAAGUUAGCUCAACAGAGACACGCUUGGCUGGCGGGGGACUACAGACUACAACAGUUACACGAGAGGGGGGUAGAGAAAGAGUUACAGGUCUCAAAUUUAAAGGGGCUAACUUUGGGGGUACAGAGCAGGGUGGCUUUCAGAUCUCAGGAGGGAGUGGAGAGCAAGGAGACGGAAGCAUUCAGAUGUCAGGAAAAACCAUGACACUAAGUGACAGCACAAACACUGGUAGUAGACAUAUUACAAUAGGAGGGUUGCGCGCUGCAGAAGUAACUUCAGCUGAUGAGAACGGAGGAUCAAUUGGUCUAUCUAUGGAGGGAAGUGUUGACACCAGUUUAGGUGAGAGGACAAAGGUGAAGGAAAGUGACAUCAGUCUCCUGCAGGGAAAGGGAUCAGGCAGUAUUGAUAUUCAGAAUGUCAGAUUUAGUGGAGGUUCCAGAGGUAUUGAUACAGAAUUGAGAGGCAGCAGGAUAGAAGGAUCCGCAAUAACAAUAGGCCAUGUUGCGUCAGGAUAUUCCUCAGCACCAGGGAAGAUUUCAGUGGCAGAUACGGAUGUCAAUCUUACAGGUUCGAAGUUGAAGGGUGAGGUUGAUGUCAACCUGCGAAGCACAAAGGGAGGAAUAAAGGCAUUUGGAACAGACAGUGAAGUUCCAGGCUAUGAAACUGGGGGCACUGUGAGUGGCAUAAAAACGUCAACAAUCCAGAUGCCUUCAGGAGCAAUGAAAGGAAUCAAGAAAGAGGGAACUAGUGUUGAAGUUAAACUCACUGGUGAUGCAAAUACAGAGGUGCAAAAACCAGAGCCAGACAUCAAAGGGACAGGUAUACAGAUCAGAGGUCCUAAUGUUAACACUGAAGGGCCUGUGCCCAAUGUUAUACUUCCAGAAGCUGCAAGUGACUACACAGCACCUGACAUCAACUCUAGCAUUAAAAUAAAAGCACCUAAGAGUGACAGUAAAUACAAAAUGGAGGUGUCUCAUGUUAAAAUGGGGCCAGAUACAGAUCUAAGCCUGAAGCGUUCUAAGGUAGAGGGAGAUCUUAAUGUAACAGUGCCAAAGACUGAGGGGAAAAUAAAAGCACCCAAAAUAGACAUUAAAGGUCCAGCGAUAAACAUUGAGGGGAAAGAAGGAGAUUUCAAAAUGCCCUCGAUAAAGACAACACCAUUUGUGGCCAAAGGAGCUAACAUUGAUGUAAAAGAUCCUGGGGUUGACAUUGAAACACCAGAAAUUGAUGGUGGGGGCUCUGAUCUAAAAAUUGAAGGACUGAAAGGGAAUAUCAGUCUGAAAGGAAAAGCAGUAAAGGGAGACGUGGAGGUGUCAGUCCCAAAGAUUGGGGGCCACACAACAAAAUCAGGAGUUCAAAUCGAAGGCCCAGAAGUUGACACUGAAGGUGGAUUUAAAAUGUCUAAAAUCACAAUGCCAUCAUUUGACAUCAAAGGACGAAAACUGGAGGGUCCUGAUGGUAAUAUUCACCUUCAAAAAGGUAACAUUGAUAUGAAAGCACCUGGUGUUGAACUAACUUCAGAGAUGGACAUUGAAGCCCCCGAUACAAACAAUCAGGGACCCAAAGUCAAGAUAUCAACCACCAAAGGACAAAAGAUACCAAAUGUAGACAUUAAAUUUAAAGGUCCUAAAGUGGAGGGAGAUGUAGAUGUUUCACUUCCAAAGAUAGCAGGGGAUAUUAAAGCAUCUGAUGUGGAGAUUGAAGGACCAGCUGUUGACACUGAGGGCUACAAAGGAGGAUUUAAAAUGCCAAAAAUGAAAAUGCCAACAUUUGGCUUCAAAGGCACAAAAGUGGAAGGUGAGGAUGUUGAAAUUAACCUUCCAGAAGCUAACACUGAUGUGAAAGCACCUGAUGCUGACAUUAAAGGACCAGAGAUUAGCAUUGAAGGACCAGAUGCGAAGCUCAAAGGAACCAAAAUGAGCAUGCCAACAAUUUCUGGACCAAAGGUCUCCAUUCCACAUGUGGACUUGAAUCUGACAGGUCCCAAACUCAAAGGUGAUGUGGAUGUAUCGGCACCAACGGUUGAAGGAGACAUUACACAACCUGAACUUGACAUUAAAGGGCAUAAGGGUGGAUUUGCAAUGCCUAAAAUCCAAAUGCCAUCAUUGAACAUUAAAAGUCCAAAGUUGGAGGGUGCUGAUGUUGACAUAAACCUUCCCAAAGCAAAUAUUGAUGUGAAAACAACAAAAAUUGACAUUGUAUCUUCAGGACAGGAAUUUAAGAUACCAACCAUUAAAGGACCAACAGUGCCAGAUUUAGACAUCAAGCUCAAAGGCUCGAAAGUCAAAGGUGAUGUGGAUGCUUCACUUCCAAAGAUUGAAGGAGAUGUGAAAGCUAUUGAUGUGGAUAUUGAAGGACCAGAUGUUAACAUUGACGGCCACAAAGGAGGAUUCAAAAUGCCAAAAAUGAAAAUGCCUACAUUUGGGUUCAAAGGCCCAAAAGUGGAAGGUGCAGAUGUUGAUGUAAACCUUCCCGGAGCUAACAUUGAUGUGAAAGCACCUGAUGUUGACAUCAAAGGUCCCGAGGUUGAGAUCGAAGGUCCAAGUGGUAAAAUCAAAGGACCAAAAUUCACAAUGCCAACUAUAUCAGCACCAAACAUUUCCAUGCCAGAAAUGGAUUUAAAACUGAAAGGCCCAAAAGUCAAAGGUGAUGUGGAUGCUUCACUUCCAAAGAUUGAAGGAGAUGUGAAAGGUAUUGAUGUGGAUAUUGAAGGACCAGAUGUUAACAUUGACGGCCACAAAGGAGGAUUCAAAAUGCCAAAAAUGAAAAUGCCAACAUUUGGUUUCAAAGGCCAAAAAGUGGAAGGUGCAGAUGUUGAUGUAAACCUUCCGGAAGCAAACAUUCAAGUUAAAGCACCUGAUGUUGACAUCAAAGGUCCCGAGGUUGACAUUGAGGGUCCAAGUGGUAAAUACAAAGGCCCAAAAUUCACAAUGCCAACUAUCACAGCACCAAACAUUUCCAUGCCAGAGAUGGAUUUAAAGCUGAAAGGCCCGAAAGUCAAAGGUGAUGUGGAUGCUUCACUUCCAAAGAUUGAAGGAGAUGUGAAAGGUAUUGAUGUGGAUAUUGAAGGACCAGAUGUUAACAUUGACGGCCACAAAGGAGGAUUCAAAAUGCCAAAAAUGAAAAUGCCAACAUUUGGCUUCAAAGGCCCAAAAGUGGAAGGUGCAGAUGUUGAUGUAAACCUUCCGGAAGCAAACAUUGAUGUUAAAGAACCUGAUGUUGACAUCAAAGUUCCAGAGGUUGACAUCGAGGGUCCAAGUGGUAAAAUCAAAGGACCGAAAUUCACAAUGCCAACUAUCACAGCACCAAACAUUUCCAUGCCAGAGAUGGAUUUAAAACUGAAAGGCCCGAAAGUCAAAGGUGAUGUGGAUGCUUCACUUCCAAAGAUUGAAGGAGAUGUGAAAGCUAUUGAUGUGGAUAUUGAAGGACCAGAUGUUAACAUUGACGGCCACAAAGGAGGAUUCAAAAUGCCAAAAAUGAAAAUGCCAACAUUUGGAUUCAAAGGCCCAAAAGUGGAAGGUGCAGAUGUUGAUGUAAACCUUCCGGAAGCAAACAUUCAAGUUAAAGCACCUGAUGUUGACAUCAAAGGUCCCGAGGUUGACAUCGAAGGUCCAAGUGGUAAAAUCAAAGGACCAAAAUUCACAAUGCCAACUAUCACAGCACCAAACAUUUCCAUGCCAGAAAUGGAUUUAAAGCUGAAAGGCCCGAAAGUCAAAGGUGAUAUGGACGGUUCACUUCCAAAGAUUGAAGGAGAUGUGAAAGCUAUUGAUGUGAAUAUUGAAGGGCCAGAUGUUAACAUUGAUGGCCACAAAGGAGGAUUCAAAAUGCCAAAAAUGAAAAUGCCAACAUUUGGGUUCAAAGGCCCAAAAGUGGAAGGUGCAGAUGUUGAUGUAAACCUUCCAGAAGCAAACAUUCAAGUUAAAGCACCUGAUGUUGACAUCAAAGGUCCCGAGGUUGACAUCGAAGGUCCAAGUGGUAAAAUCAAAGGACCAAAAUUCACAAUGCCAACUAUCACAGCACCAAACAUUUCCAUGCCAGAAAUGGAUUUAAAGCUGAAAGGCCCGAAAGUCAAAGGUGAUAUGGACGGUUCACUUCCAAAGAUUGAAGGAGAUGUGAAAGGUAUUGAUGUGGAUAUUGAAGGGCCAGAUGUUAACAUUGAUGGCCACAAAGGAGGAUUCAAAAUGCCAAAAAUGAAAAUGCCUACAUUUGGGUUCAAAGGCCCAAAAGUGGAAGGUGCAGAUGUUGAUGUAAACCUUCCGGAAGCAAAAAUUGAUGUUAAAGCACCUGAUGUUGACAUCAAAGUUCCCGAGGUUGACAUUGAGGGUCCAAGUGGUAAAAUCAAAGGACCGAAAUUCACAAUGCCAACUAUCACAGCACCAAACAUUUCCAUGCCAGAGAUGGAUUUAAAGCUGAAAGGCCCGAAAGUCAAAGGUGAUGUGGAUGCUUCACUUCCAAAGAUUGAAGGAGAUGUGAAAGCUAUUGAUGUGGAUAUUGAAGGACCAGAUGUUAACACUGACAGCCACAAAGGAGGAUUUAAAAUGCCAAAAAUGAAAAUGCCAACAUUUGGUUUCAAAGGCCCAAAAGUGGAAGGUGCAGAUGUUGAUGUAAACCUUCCGGAAGCAAACAUUGAUGUCAAAGCACCUGAUGUUGACAUCAAAGGUCCCGAGGUUGACAUCGAGGGUCCAAGUGGUAAAAUCAAAGGACCAAAAUUCAAGAUGCCAACUAUCACAGCACCACACAUUUCCAUGCCAGAAAUGGAUUUCCAGCUGAAAGGCCCCAAAGUAAAGGGUGAUGUGGACGCUUCACUUCCAAAGAUUGAAGGAGAUGUGAAAGGUAUUGAUGUGGAUAUUGGAGGACCUGAUGUUGACACUGAGGGUUACAAGGGAGGAUUUAAAAUGCCAAAAAUGAAAAUGCCAACAUUUGGCUUCAAAGGCCCAAAAGUGGAAGGUGCAGAUGUUGAUGUAAACCUUCCAGAAGCAAGCAUUGACAUUAAAACACCUGAUGUUGACGUCAGAGGUCCCGAGGUUGACAUUGAGGGUCCAAGUGGUAAAAUCAAAGGAUCAAAAUUCAAGAUGCCAACUAUCACAGGGCCAAAGAUUUCCAUGCCAGACGUUGAUUUCAAUCUGAGGGGUCCCAAACUGGAAGGAGAUGUGGAUGUGUCAGUUCCAAAGAUUGAGGGAGGCAUAAAAGCACCUGAAGUUGACAUUGAAGGCCCAGAGGUAAAUAUCAAAGGGCCUAAGGGUGGAUUUGAAAUGCCUAAAAUGAAAAUGCCAUCAUUUGGCUUCAAAGGUCCAAAAGUGGAGGGUCCAGAUGUUGAUGUAAGCCUUCCCAAAGCUGACAUUGAUGUAAAAGUACCUGACGUUGACAUUAAAGGACCCGAGAUAGACAUUGAGAGUCCAAGUGGUAAAAUCAAAGGACCGAAGUUCAAGAUGCCAACUAUCACAGGACCAAACAUUUCCAUGCCCGACAUGGAUUUCCACCUGAAAGGCCCCAAAGUAAAAGGUGAUGUGGAUGCUGCACUUCCAAAGAUUGAAGGAGAUGUGAAAGCUAUUGAUGUGGACAUUGAAGGACCAGAUGUUGAUAUUGAGGGCCACAAAGGAGGAUUUAAAAUGCCAAAAAUGAAAAUGCCAUCAUUUGGCUUCAAAGGUCCAAAAGUGGAAGGUCCAGAUGUUGAUGUUAACCUUCCCAAAGCUGACAUUGAUGUGAAAGUACCUGCGGUUGACAUUAAAGGACCUGAGUUAGACACUGAGAGUCCAAGUGGUAAAAUCAAAGGGCCAAAAUUCAAGAUGCCAACUAUCACAGGACCAAAAAUUUCAAGGCCUGACGUUGAUUUCAAUCUGAGGGGCCCCAAGCUGGAAGGAGAUGUGGAUGUGUCAGUUCCAAAGCUUGAAGGAGGCAUAAAAGCACCUGAAGUUGACAUCAAAGGUCCAGAGUUCGAUGUCAAAGGGCCUAAGGGUGGAUUUGAAAUGCCAAAAAUGAAAAUGCCAUCAUUUGGCUUCAAAGGUCCAAAAGUGGAAGGUCCAGAUGUUGAUGUAAGCCUUCCCAAAGCUGACAUUGAUGUGAAAGUACCUGACGUUGACAUUAAAGGACCCGAGAUAGACAUUGAGAGUCCAAGUGGUAAAAUCAAAGGACCAAAAUUCAAGAUGCCAUCUAUCACAGGGCCAAAGAUUUCCAUGCCAGAUGUUGAUUUCAAUCUGAAGGGUCCCAAAUUGGAAGGAGGUGUGGAUGUGUCAGUUCCAAAGAUCAAAGGAGACAUGAAAGCACCUGAAGUUGACAUCGAAGGUCCAGAGGUAGAUAUCAAAGGGCCUAAGGGUGGAUUUGAAAUGCCUAAAAUGAAAAUGCCCACAUUUGGCUUCAAAGGUCCAAAAGUGGAAGGUCCAGAUGUUGAUGUAAGCCUUCCCAAAGCUGACAUUGAUGUGAAAGUACCUGACGUGGACAUUAAAGGACCUGAGAUAGACAUUGAGAGUCCAAGUGGUAAAAUCAAAGGUCCAAAAUUCAAGAUGCCAACUAUCUCAGGACCAAAGAUUUCCAUGCCAGAUGUUGAUUUCAAUCUGAAGGGUCCCAAACUCGAAGGCGAUGUGGAUGUGUCAGUUCCAAAGAUUGAAGGAGACAUCAAAGCACCUAAAGUUAACAUUGAAGGUCCAGAGGUUGACAUCAAGGGGCCUAAGGGUGGAUUUGACAUGCCUAAAAUCAAAAUGCCAACAUUCGGCUUCAAAGGUCCAAAAGUGGAAGGUCCAGAUGUUGAUGUGAGCCUUCCCAAAGCUGACAUUGAUGUGAAAGUACCUGAUGUUGACAUUAAAGGACCCGAGAUAGACGUUGAGGGUCCAAGUGGUAAAAUCAAAGGUCCAAAAUUCAAGAUGCCAACUAUCUCAGGGCCAAAGAUUUCCAUGCCAGAUGUUGAUUUCAAUCUGAAGGGUCCUAAACUCGAAGGUGAUGUGGAUGUGUCACUUCCAAAGAUUGAAGGAGACAUCAAAGCACCUAAAGUUAACAUUGAAGGUCCGGAGGUUGACAUCAAGGGGCCUAAAGGUGGAUUUGACAUGCCUAAAAUCAAAAUGCCAACAUUUGGCUUCAAAGGUCCAAAAGUGGAAGGCCCAGAUGUUGAUGUAAAACUUCCCAAAGCUGACAUUGAUGUGAAAACACCUGAUUUGGACAUCACAGGUCCAGAGAUUGAUAUUGAAGGGCCAAAGGGUGGAUUUGAAAUGCCUAAAAUCAAAAUGCCAACAUUUGGCUUCAAAGGACCAAAAGUGGAAGGUCCAGAUGUUGAUGUGAGCCUUCCCAAAGCUGACAUUGAUGUGAAAGUACCUGAAGUUGACAUUAAAGGACCCGAGAUAGACGUUGAGGGUCCAAGUGGUAAAAUCAAAGGUCCAAAAUUCAAGAUGCCAACUAUCUCAGGACCAAAGAUUUCCAUGCCAGAUGUUGAUUUCAAUCUGAAGGGUCCCAAACUCGAAGGCGAUGUGGAUGUGUCAGUUCCAAAGAUUGAAGGAGACAUCAAAGCACCUAAAGUUAACAUUGAAGGUCCGGAGGUUGACAUCAAGGGGCCUAAGGGCGGAUUUGACAUGCCUAAAAUCAAAAUGCCAACAUUUGGCUUCAAAGGUCCAAAAGUGGAAGGCCCAGAUGUUGAUGUAAAACUUCCCAAAGCUGACAUUGAUGUGAAAACACCUGAUUUGGACAUCAAAGGUCCAGAGAUUGAUAUUGAAGGGCCAAAGGGUGGAUUUGAAAUGCCUAAAAUCAAAAUGCCAACAUUUGGCUUCAAAGGACCAAAAGUGGAAGGUCCAGAUGUUGAUGUAAGCCUUCCCAAAGCUGACAUUGAUGUGAAAGUACCUGAUGUUGACAUUAAAGGACCGGAGAUAGAUGUUGAGGGUCCAAGUGGUAAAAUCAAAGGUCCAAAAUUCAAGAUGCCAACUAUCUCAGGGCCAAAGAUUUCCAUGCCAGAUGUUGAUUUCAAUCUGAAGGGUCCCAAACUCGAAGGCGAUGUGGAUGUGUCAGUUCCAAAGAUUGAAGGAGACAUCAAAGCACCUAAAGUUAACAUUGAAGGUCCAGAGGUUGACAUCAAGGGGCCUAAGGGUGGAUUUGACAUGCCUAAAAUCAAAAUGCCAACAUUUGGCUUCAAAGGUCCAAAAGUGGAAGGCCCAGAUGUUGAUGUAAAACUUCCCAAAGCUGACAUUGAUGUGAAAACACCUGAUUUGGACAUCAGAGGUCCAGAGAUUGAUAUUGAAGGGCCAAAGGGUGGAUUUGAAAUGCCUAAAAUCAAAAUGCCAACAUUUGGCUUCAAAGGACCAAAAGUAGAAGGUCCAGAUGUUGAUGUAAGCCUUCCCAAAGCUGACAUUGAUGUGAACAUACCUGAUGUUGACAUCAAAGGACCAGGGAUAGACAUUGAGAGUCCAAGUGGUAAAAUCAAAGGGCCAAAAUUCAAGAUGCCAACUAUCACAGGGCCAAAGAUUUCCAUGCCAGACGUUGAUUUCAAUCUGAGGGGUCCCAAGCUGGAAGGAGAUGUGGAUGUGUCAGUUCCAAAGAUUGAGGGAGGCAUAAAAGCACCUGAAGUUGACAUCAAAGGUCCAGAGUUCGAUGUCAAAGGGCCUAAGGGUGGAUUUGAAAUGCCUAAAAUGAAAAUGCCAUCAUUUGGCUUCAAAGGUCCAAAAGUGGAGGGUCCAGAUGUUGAUGUAAGCCUUCCCAAAGCUGACAUUGAUGUGAAAGUAUCUGACGUUGACAUUAAAGGACCCGAGAUAGACGUUGAGAGUCCAAGUGGUAAAAUCAAAGGACCAAAAUUCAAGAUGCCAACUAUCUCAGGGCCAAAGAUUUCCAUGCCAGACGUUGAUUUCAAUCUGAAGGGUCCCAAAGUCGAAGGCGAUAUGGAUGUGUCACUUCCAAAGAUUGAAGGAGACAUCAAAGCACCUAAAGUUAACAUUGAAGGUCCGGAGGUUGACAUCAAGGGGCCUAAGGGCGGAUUUGACAUGCCUAAAAUCAAAAUGCCAACAUUUGGCUUCAAAGGUCCAAAAGUGGAAGGCCCAGAUGUUGAUGUAAGUCUUCCCAAAGCUGACAUUGAUGUGAAAGUACCUGAUGUGGACAUUAACAUGCCCGAUAUUGAUCUUGAAGGGCCAGAUGCAAAAAUUAAAGGACCUAAAUUUAAGAUGCCAUCGAUAUCAGGUCCAAAAAUAUCAUUGCCAGACGUUGACGUCAAUCUGAAGGGGCCAAGCAUAAAGGGUGAUUUGAAGGGGGAUGUUCAGUUACCAAAAGCUGAUAUAGAGGGGCCAGAUGUUACAAUCGAUGUUCCAGAAAUUGGCACAAAGAAAACUAAAUUCAAAAUGCCAAAGUUUGGAUUCAAGGGUCCAAAGAUAAAAGCUCCAGAGGCUGAUAUGAAAGUAGGAAAAGGAGAUGUCAGCAUCAAAGGGACAACCGGUAGCACUGAAGGUCUUGAUCUUGACCUGGGACUGACUGGUCAAAAAGUCAAGGGACCCAAAUUCAAGAUGCCAAAAUUUGGUUUCAAAGGCCCAAAGGGUGAAAUGCCAGAUGUUGAUAUAAACCUUCCCAAAGCAAACAUGGAUGUAAAAACACCUGAUAUUGAUAUCAAGGGAACAGAGAUUGAUAUUGAGAGUCCAAGUGGUAAAAUCAAAGGACCGAAACUCAAAAUGCCAACUAUUUCUGGACCAAAGAUUUCCAUGCCAGACGUUGACUUCCAUGUGAAAAGCCCCAAACUCAAAGGAGACGUGGAUGUGUCAGUUCCAAAGAUAGAAGGAGACAUAAAAGCACCUGACAUCAACAUCGAAGGCCCAGAGCUUGAUAUCAAAGGGCCUGAGGGUGGGUUUGAAAUGCCUAAAAUCAAAAUGCCGUCAUUUGGCUUCAAAGGUCCAAAAGUGGAAGGUCCAGAUGUUGAUGUGAGCCUUCCCAAAGCUGACAUUGAUGUGAAAGUACCUCACGUUGACAUUAAAGGACCCGAGAUAGACAUUGAGAGUCCAAGUGGUAAAAUCAAAGGACCAAAAUUCAAGAUGCCAUCUAUCACAGGGCCAAAGAUUUCCAUGCCAGAUGUUGAUUUCAAUCUGAAGGGUCCCAAAUUGGAAGGAGGUGUGGAUGUGUCAGUUCCAAAGAUUAAAGGAGACAUGAAAGCACCUGAAGUUGACAUCGAAGGUCCAGAGGUAGAUAUCAAAGGGCCUAAGGGUGGAUUUGAAAUGCCUAAAAUGAAAAUGCCAACAUUUGGAUUCAAAGGUCCAAAAGUGGAAGGUCCAGGUGUUGAUGUAAGCCUUCCCAAAGCUGACAUUGAUGUCAAAGUGCCUGAUGUUGACAUUAAAGGACCCGAGAUAGACAUUGAGAGUCCAAGUGGUAAAAUCAAAGGACCAAAAUUCAAGAUGCCAACUAUCUCAGGGCCAAAGAUUUCCAUGCCAGACGUUGAUUUCAAUCUGAAGGGUCCCAAACUGGAAGGAGAUGUGGAUGUGUCUGUUCCAAAGAUUGAAGGAGGCAUAAAAGCACCUGAAGUUGACAUCGGAGGUCCAGAGAUUAAUAUCAAAGGGCCUAAGGGUGGAUUUGAAAUGCCUAAAAUGAAAAUGCCAUCAUUUGGCUUCAAAGGUCCAAAAGUGGAAGGUCCAGAUGUUGAUGUAAGCCUUCCCAAAGCUGACAUUGAUAUGAAAGUACCAGACGUUGACAUUAAAGGACCUGAGAUAGACAUUGAGAGUCCAAGUGGUAAAAUCAAAGGUCCAAAAUUCAAGAUGCCAACUAUCACAGGGCCAAAGAUUUCCAUGCCAGCUGUUGAUUUGAAUCUGAAGGGCCCCAAACUGGAAGGAGAUGUGGAUACUUCACUUCCAAAGAUUGAAGGGGAUAUGAAAGGACCUGAAGUUGACAUUGAAGGCCCAGAGUUUGAUAUCAAAGGGCCUAAGGGUGGAUUUGAAAUGCCAAAAUUCAAAAUGCCAUCAUUUGGCUUCAAAGGUCCAAAAGUGGAAGGUCCAGAUGUUGAUGUAAGCCUUCCCAAAGCUGAUAUUGAUGUGAAAGUACCUGACGUUGACAUCAAAGGACCUGAGAUAGACAUUGAGAGUCCAAGCGGUAAAAUCAAAGGACCAAAGUUCAAGAUGCCAACUAUCUCAGGACCAAACAUUUCCAUGCCAGACAUUGAUUUCAACUUGAAAGGGACCAAAUUAAAAGGUGAUGUGGAUGCUUCACUUCCAAAGAUUGAAGGGGACAUGAAAGGACCUGAAUUUGACAUCGAAGGUCCAGACGUUGAUAUCAAAGGACCUAAGGGAGGAUUUGAAAUGCCUAAAAUCAAAAUGCCAUCAUUUGGCUUCAAAGGUCCAAAAGUGGAAGGUCCAGAUAUUGACGUGAGCCUUCCCAAAGCUGACAUUGAUGUGAAAGUACCUGAGGUUGACAUUAAAGGACCUGAGAUAGACAUUGAGAGUCCAAGUGGCAAAAUCAAAGGACCAAAGUUCAAGAUGCCAACAAUCACAGGACCAAAUAUUUCCAUGCCAGACAUUGAUUUCAACUUGAAAGGACCCAAACUAAAAGGUGAUGUGGAUGCUUCACUUCCAAAGAUUGAAGGGGAUAUGAAAGGACCUGAAGUUGACAUUGAAGGCCCAGAGUUUGAUAUCAAAGGGCCAAAGGGAGGAUUUGAAAUGCCUAAAUUCAAAAUGCCAUCAUUUGGCUUUAAAGGUCCAAAAGUGGAAGGUCCAGAUGUUGAUGUAAGCCUUCCCAAAGCUGACAUUGAUGUGAAAGUACCUGAUGUUGACAUCAAAGGACCUGAGAUAGACAUUGAGAGUCCAAGUGGAAAAAUAAAAGGGCCGAAAUUCAAGAUGCCAACUAUCACAGGACCAAACAUUUCAAUGCCAGACAUUGAUUUCAACUUGAAAGGACCCAAAUUAAGAGGUGAUGUGGAUGCUUCACUUCCAAAAAUUGAAGGGGAUGUGAAAGGACCUGAAGUUGACAUUGAAGGUCCAGAGUUUGAUAUCAAAGGGCCUAAGGGGGGAUUUGAAAUGCCUAAAUUCAAAAUGCCAUCAUUUGGCUUCAAAGGUCCAAAAGUGGAAGGUCCAGAUGUUGACGUAAACCUUCCCAAAGCUGACAUUGAUGUGAAAAUACCUGAUGUUGACAUUAAGGGACCUGAAAUAGACAUUGAGAGUCCAAGUGGUAAAAUCAAAGGACCAAAGUUCAAGAUGCCAACUAUCUCAGGACCAAACAUUUCUAUGCCCGACAUGGAUUUCAGUCUGAAAGGCCCCAAACUAAAAGGUGAUGUGGAUGCUUCACUUCCAAAGAUUGAAGGGGAUAUGAAAGGACCUGAAUUUGACAUUGAAGGCCCAGAGUUUGAUAUCAAAGGGCCCAAGGGAGGGUUUGAAAUGCCUAAAUUCAAAAUGCCAUCAUUUGGCUUCAAAGGCCCAAAAGUGGAAGGUCCAGAUGUUGAUGUAAGCCUUCCCAAAGCUAACAUUGAUGUGAAAGUACCUGAUGUUGACAUUAAAGGACCAGAGAUAGACAUUGAGAGUCCAAGCGGUAAAAUCAAAGGACCAAAAUUCAAGAUGCCAACUAUCACUGGACCAAACAUUUCCAUACCAGACAUUGAUUUCAACUUGAAAGGCCCCAAACUAAAAGGUGAUGUGGAUGCUUCACUUCCAAAGAUUGAAGGGGAUAUGAAGGGACCUGAAGUUGACAUCGAAGGCCCAGAGCUUGACAUCAAAGGGCCUAAGGGUGGAUUUGAAAUGCCAAAAUUCAAAAUGCCAUCAUUUGGCUUCAAGGGUCCAAAAGUGGAAGGUCCAGAUGUUGACCUAAGCCUUCCCAAAGCUGACAUUGAUGUGAAAGUACCUGAUGUUGAUAUUAAAGGACCCGAGAUAGACAUUGAGAGUCCAAGUGGUAAAAUCAAAGGACCAAAAUUCAAGAUGCCAACUAUCACAGGACCAAACAUUUCCAUGCCAGACAUUGAUUUCAACUUGAAAGGACCCAAACUAAAAGGUGACGUGGAUGCUUCACUUCCAACGAUUGAAGGGGAUAUGAAAGGACCUGAAGUUGACAUUGAAGGCCCAGAUCUUGAUAUCAAAGGGCCUAAGGGUGGAUUUGAAAUGCCAAAAUUCAAAAUGCCAUCAUUUGGCUUCAAAGGUCCAAAAGUGGAAGGUCCAGAUGUUGAUGUAAGCCUUCCGAAAGCUGAUAUUGAUGUGAAAGUACCUGAUGUUGACAUUAAAGGACCUGAGAUAGACAUUGAGGGUCAAAGUGGUAAAAUCAAAGGACCUAAAUUCAAGAUGCCAACUAUCUCAGGACCAAACAUUUCUAUGCCUGACAUGGAUUUCAGUCUGAAAGGCCCCAAAGUAAAAGGUGAUGUGGAUGCUUCACUUCCAAAGAUUGAGGGAGAUAUGAAAGGGCCAGAAGUUGAAAUCGAAGGCCCAGAGUUUGAUAUCAAAGGGCCUAAGGGAGGAUUUGAAAUGCCUAAAUUCAAAAUGCCAUCAUUUGGUUUCAAGGGUCCAAAAGUGGAAGGCCCAGAUGUUGAUGUAAGCCUUCCGAAAGCUGACAUUGAUGUGAAAGCACCUGAUGUUGCCAUUAAAGGACCAGAGAUAGACACUGAGAGUCCAAGCGGUAAAAUCAAAGGACCAAAAUUCAAGAUGCCAACUAUCACAGGACCAAACAUUUCCAUGCCAGACAUUGAUUUCAACUUGAAAGGCCCCAAACUAAAAGGUGACAUGGAUGCUUCACUUCCAAAGAUUGAAGGGGAUAUGAAGGGACCUGAAGUUGACAUUGAAGGCCCAGAGCUUGAUAUCAAAGGGCCAAAAGGUGGAUUUGAAAUGCCUAAAUUCAAAAUGCCAUCAUUUGGCUUCAAGGGUCCAAAAGUGGAAGGUCCAGAUGUUGAUGUAAGCCUUCCUAAAGCUGACAUUGAUGUCAAAGUAUCUGAUGUUGAUAUUAAGGGACCCGAGAUAGACAUUGAGAGUCCAAGUGGUAAAAUCAAAGGACCAAAAUUCAAGAUGCCAUCUAUCACAGGACCAAACAUUUCCAUGCCAGACAUUGAUUUGAACUUGAAAGGCCCCAAACUAAAAGGUGAUGUGGAUGCUUCACUUCCAACGAUUGAAGGGGAUAUUAAAGGACCUGAAGUUGACAUCGAAGGUCCAGAGUUUGAUAUCAAAGGGCCUAAGGGUGGAUUUGAAAUGCCAAAAUUCAAAAUGCCAUCAUUUGGCUUCAAAGGUCCAAAAGUGGAAGGUCCAGAUGUUGAUGUGAGCCUUCCGAAAGCUGAUAUUGAUGUGAAAGUACCUGAUGUUGACAUUAAAGGACCCGAGAUAGACAUUGAGAGUCCAAGUGGUAAAAUCAAAGGACCUAAAUUCAAGAUGCCAACUAUCUCAGGACCAAAACUCUCCAUGCCAGACAUCGAUUUCAAUCUGAAAGGUCCAAAAUUGGAAGGUGAUGUGGAUGUGUCUGUUCCAAAGAUCGAAGGCAACAUAAAGGCACCUGAAGUUGACAUUGAAGGUCCAGAGUUUGAUAUCAAAGGGCCUAAAGGUGGAUUUGAAAUGCCCAAGAUGAAAAUGCCAUCAUUUGGCUUCAGAGGCCCAAAAGUGGAAGGUACAGAUGUUGACAUAAACCUUCCUAAAGCUGACAUUGAUGUCAAAGGUCCAGAGAUUGACAUUGAAGGGCCAGAGUUUGAUAACAAAGGGCCUAAGGGUGGAUUUGAAAUGCCUAAAAUAAAAAUGCCAUCAUUUGGCUUCAGAGGCCCUAAAGUUGAAGGUCCAGAUGUUGAUGUAAACCUUCCGAAGGCAAACAUUGAUGUCAAAGCACCUGAUGUUGACAUCAAAGGACCAGAGCUUGACAUUGAAGGCCCAAGUGGUAAAGUCAAAGGACCAAAAUUCAAGAUGCCAACUAUCUCAGGACCAAAAAUGUCCAUGCCAGACGUUGAUUUCAAAUUUAAAGGUACCAAACUGGAAGGAGAUGUGGACAUGUCCGUUCCAAAUAUUCAGGGUGGCAUAAAAGCUCCAACAGUUGAUAUUGAAGGACCAGAUGUUGACAUUGAGGGCCCCAAAGGAGGAAUCAAAAUGCCUAAAUUUAAAAUGCCAUCCUUUGGAGUGAAAGGUCCAAAUGUUGAAGGGCCAGAUGUUGAUAUAAGCCUCCCAAAAGCUGAAAUUGAUAUUAAAGCCCCCGAAGUUGAAAUGAAAGGAGCAGGAAUUGACAUUGAGAGUCCUAGUGGUAAAGUCAAAGGACCUAAAUUCAAGAUGCCAACUAUCUCAGGCCCAAGCCUUUCCAUGCCAGAUGUGGAUUUCAAUCUCAGAGGUCCUCAACUCAAAGGUGAUGUGGAUGUGUCAACUCCAAGGGUUGAAGGAGAUAUGAAAACACCUGAGUUUGACAUUAAGGGUCCAAAGGUUGAAAUUGAAGGUCCAAAAGGUGGAUUUGAACUGCCCAAAAUGCCCAAAAUGAAAAUGCCAUCCUUUGGCUUCAAAGGUAAAAAAGUAGAAGGUCCAGAUGUCGACAUAAACCUUCCCAAAGCAAACAUUGAUGUGAAAGCACCUGACCUUGACCUUAAAAGACCUGAGAUUGACAUGGAAGGACCAGAUGCAAAACUGAAGGGUCCCAAAUUAAAGAUGCCAGAAUGGGAUGUGAGUUUGACAGGGCCCAAAGUAAAGGGGGAUAUUGAUGUGUCAGCUCCAAAGAUUGAGGGUGACAUAAAAGCUCCAAAGGUUGAUAUUAAAGGACCGGAUCUUGAGAUCGAUGGCCACAAAGGAGGAUUUAAGAUGCCUAAAUUCAAAAUGCCAUCCUUUGGGAUGAAAGGUCCAAAAAUUGAGGGGCCAGAAGUUGAUGUCAGCCUUCCUAAAGCUGACAUUGAUAUCAGAGAACCUAAAAUGGAUAUCAAAGGACCACGAGUUGACUUUGAGAGUCCAAGUGGAAAAAUCAAAGGACCCAAAUUCAACAUGCCAACUAUCACAGGACCAAAAAUGUCCAUGCCAGACAUUGAUCUCAAUCUGAGAGGCCCCAAAUUGGAAGGUGAUGUGGAUGUGUCAGUUCCAAAGAUUGAAGGAGAUAUAAAAGUACCUGAAGCUAACAUUGAAGGUCCAGAUCUUGAUAUCAAGGGGCCUAAGGGUGGAUUUGAGUUGCCCAAAAUGAAAAUGCCAUCAUUUGGCUUCAAAGGUCCAAAAGUAGAAGGUCCAGAUGUUGAUGUAAACCUUCCCAAAGCUGACAUUGAUGUGAAAGUACCUGAUGUUGACAUUAAAGGUCCAGAGAUUGAUAUUGAGAGUCCAAGCGGUAAAAUCAAAGGACCAAAAUUCAAGAUGCCAUCUAUCACAGGGCCAAAGAUUUCCAUGCCAGAUGUUGAUUUCAAUCUAAAGGGUCCCAAAUUGGAAGGAGAUGUGGAUGUGUCAGUUCCAAAGAUUGAAGGAGGCAUAAAAGCACCUGAAGUUGACAUUGAAGGUCCAGAGUUUAAUAUCAAAGGGCAGGGUGGAUUUGAAAUGCCCAAAAUGAAAAUGCCAUCAUUUGGCUUCAAAGGUCCAAAAGUGGAAGGUCCAGAUGUUGAUGUAAAACUUCCGAAAGCUGACAUUGAUGUGAAAGUACCUGAUGUUGACAUCAAAGGUCCAGAGAUUGAUAUUGAGAGUCCAAGCGGUAAAAUCAAAGGACCAAAAUUCAAGAUGCCAUCUAUCACAGGGCCAAAGAUUUCCAUGCCAGAUGUUGAUUUCAAUCUGAAGGGUCCCAAAUUGGAAGGAGAUGUGGAUGUGUCAGUUCCAAAGAUUGAAGGAGGCAUAAAAGCACCUGAAGUUGACAUCGAAGGUCCAGAGAUUAACAUCAAAGGGCCUAAGGGUGGAUUUGAAAUGCCCAAAAUGAAAAUGCCAUCAUUUGGCUUCAAAGGUCCAAAAGUGGAAGGUCCAGAUGUUGAUGUAAACCUUCCCAAAGCUGACAUUGAUGUGAAAGUACCUGAUGUUGACAUUAAAGGUCCUGAGAUUGAUAUUGAGAGUCCAAGCGGUAAAAUCAAAGGAACAAAAUUCAAGAUGCCAUCUAUCACAGGACCAAAAAUCUCCAUGCCAGAUGUUGAUUUCAAUCUUAAAGGGCACAAACUGGAAGGAGAUGUGGAUAUGUCAGUUCCAAAGAUUGAAGGAGGCAUAAAAGCACCUGAAGUUGACAUCGAAGGCCCAGAGUUUAAUAUCAAAGGGCCUAAGGGUGGAUUUGAAAUGCCUAAAAUGAAAAUGCCAUCAUUUGGCUUCAAAGGUCCAAAAGUGGAAGGUCCAGAUGUUGACGUAAACCUUCCCAAAGCUGACAUUGAUGUGAAAGUAUCUGAUGUUGACAUCAAAGGACCAGGGAUAGACAUUGAGAGUCCAAGUGGUAAAAUCAAAGGAUCAAAAUUCAAGAUGCCAUCCAUCACAGGACCAAAUAUUUCCAUGCCAGACAUUGAUUUCAAUCUGAAAGGUCCCAAACUGGAAGGAGAAGUGGACUUGUCUGUUCCAAAGAUUGAAGGUGACAUAAAGGCACCUGACAUUGACAUCGAAGGUCCAGAGGUUGGUAUCAAAGGGCCUAAGGGUGGAUUUGAAAUGCCAAAAAUGAAAAUGCCAUCAUUUGGCUUCAAAGGACCAAAAAUCGGCAGUCCAGAUGUUGAUGUAAACCUUCCUAAAGCUAACAUUGAUGUCAGAGGUCCAGAGAUUGAUAUUGAAGGGCCAAAGGGUGGAUUUGAAAUGCCUAAAAUCAAAAUGCCAUCAUUUGGCUCCAGGAGCCCAAAACUGGAAGGUCCAGAUGUUGACUUAAACCUCCCCAAAGCUGAUAUUGAUAUCAAAGUCCCUGAAAUGGAUGUUGACAUUAAAGGUGCCAGUGGUGACAUCAAGGGCCCAAAAAUCAAGAUGCCAACUAUCUCAGGACCGAAAAUAUCCAUGCCAAAUGUGGAUUUCAACCUUAAAAGUCCUGAACUCAAAGGUGACUUGGAUGUGUCAGCUCCAAAGAUAAAGGGAGACAUAACGACACCUGAUGUUGACAUCAAAGGUCCAGGAGUUGACAUCAAGGGGUCUAAGAGUGGUUUUGAAAUGCCUAAAGUUGGCAUAAACCUUCCCAAAUCUAAUAUUGACUUAGAAGCACCUGAUCUUGGCAUAAACGUUAAAGGGCCUAAAGUGAAAGGAAAGAUGGACACAUCAUUGCCCAAACUGGAAGGAGACAUUAAAGGUACCGAUGUUAACAUUGCAGUACCCAGCGUCACUAUGGAAGGUGUGUCUAUUGAUCCUGUAAAGACAGGUGUUACAUUUCCCAAGUUCAAAGGGCCUAAGUUUGGAAUGAAAGCCCCUGACGUGGAGGGUCCUGAAUCUACAGUUAAGACACCCACGUUCAGUGUGGGAUCAAAAGGUUUGAAAACAGACGUUAGUCUCCCAGAGACUGAAGCAAGUCUUGAUGCCCCUGACAUUGAUAUACAUGUUAAGGGGAAAAAGGGGAAAUUUAAACUUCCUAAAGUAAAAGGAAAGGCAAAGAAACCUGAAAUUGACAUUGAAACACCAGCAAUGAACAUGGAUGUAGACACACCCAAUAUCCAUGUCAAAGGAACAAAGGUAAAAAAGCCUCUUUUUGGUAAGCUUCAUUUUCCUGAUGUGGAAUUAGAUAUCAAAUCACCAAAAGUCAAAGGUGAUGGAUUUGAUGUAGAUUUGCCAUCUGCUGACUUGAACGCCUCUAUUGACAGUCCAAAUGUUAAAAUGGAAGGGCCUGAUGUCAAAUUAAAGACGCCAAAAAUGCCAAAUGUGAACAUAUCUGCUCCUGAAAUUGAUGCAGAUCUCAACAAGCAAGGAGAAGCAACCAUGUCUGCUGGUUUUAAAGCCCCCAAAAUAAAUGUGAAAGGUGGUGCAGAGUUUGACACUGGUGUUUCAGGGGGCAGUGCAAGUGGUGGUCUUCAUUACCCAGAGGGUACUGUAACAUUUCCCAAAAUGAAGAUACCAAAAUUUGGUAUUGCUCUGCCUCAAUUGGAAGGGCAGCAAGGUGGAGGAAAUGGUGAUUCAGAACUUGCAGCUAGUGGAGGUAUUAACAUACAGUCUCCAUCUCUAAGUUGCCAAGUCAGUUCACAAAAUGUUGAGGUUCCCAGUCCAGAACUUAGGCACAGUGAAGGCAAAGUAAGGGUGAAGAUGCCAAAAUUGUUUGGCAAAUCAAAAGCAAAGGGCGGUAGUGCAGGUGACCUUCGUGGACCAGAGGUAGAAAUGAGUGCUAGUGGAAAAGGUGGUAAGGUCCAAAGUGUACAUAGUGGUAAAUUAGAAUUAGAGGGUGAUGCUGGACUAAAUGUGUCAUCUAAGGGCAAGUCAGCCUCACUGGAUCUAUUUAAAAAAUCAAGAAAUCGGUCUUCUUCUCUGAGUGAUGAGGGGGGGCUUGCAGUUAGUUCUCCUUCAACUCACUUAGAAGCAGAGGGUGGUGACAUUUCAUUAGACCUAGGAGGAAGCAAGGUCAAGGGAAAGAAAGGAAAGUUGAAGUUUGGAACCUUUGGAGGUUUUGGUUCAAAGUCAAAGGGCUCAUAUGAAGUGACACUUGGUGAGGACAGUGGAGCAGGAGUGGAGGGAAGUGCAGGUGUUUCCCUCUCUAAAAAAUCGAGGUUGUCUUCAUCGUCCAGCAGUGACAGUGGUUCAAGGGGUGGUUUUAGGUUCCCAAGACUUGAACUAUCUGUUUCACCAAAGAAAUGAUUAACUAUGGGGCAAAUUAAACUCUCUCAUGUACAACCAAAUUCCCUCACUUAAUAUGGCAAAUUCCUUAAACGUUCUUUGAAACCCAAGACGACAGUCAUCUUAAUGUUGAACUAGUAAUUCUAUAGUUGUUUCCUCAGUAAUCAAACAGGAGUACAUGAGCUUGUUUAAAAUCCCUUCACACUGUAAAUAAGAUUAAUUUGUAUUGUAAUAAUAAAUAUUGUUUUAUGUACAUAGUCCAGAUUUAUUGAACAUAGGCCAUCUCAAAAAUGUUCACCAAUAGUUUAUUACAGGGUUAGUCAUUUUGUCCGAUUUCAUACUUUUAAGUGAAUGUCAUUAACGAACGGGUGUGGUAUAUUUGUAUCCAGGGGUUUAUUGCACAGAACAGAUAGUUACAUAGUUAUUUUGAAGGAAAAUGUUGUUUAUCCACCCAGACAAAAAGACAGUUGCCAUUUUUUUAUGUAUGAAAUUAUUUUACUUUCAAGCUUUGAAAUUAUAUAUUAAUUGCAGAAGCAUAUUUACGUACCAUAGAGCGGGCCCUUUAUAACACAUUCUAAAGAGUGAUAGUGUUGUAUAUACCAUAAUUGCAAAGACAAUCACGGUUGGGAAACAUCAACUCUCUAAAGUGCUGUCAGUAUUUGUUGUUCAUCUGUCUGAAUACUUCACCCUUAAAUUCUGUGUCAUUUACAAAAAAUAUGUAUUUGCUUUAUUUGUUGUAAAAAUGUUUUGCUUCCUAAUCCUGUGUCAUUUUCAUCUGUUUUUACGAUCCUCUGUCUUUUAUUUCACUACAUAACAAUGUCACAAAUAAGCAGUCACUUUUUUGAUUUAAUUUGUUUGCAAAAAAUAUCUGUGUUGAUAAAGAGUUAAUGGAGACACAGCAUGAUUAUUUGGGUCUAUUCUUGUGUGUGAAUUCUGCCAAAUAAAAGUAAAUAAAAAGAUUUAUAGAAUGUA